AUGAUUGACCCAAUUGAUAAAAUUAUUGAAGAAACAUUUGUUUAUAAAAUUGACAUGCUUCAUAAUCUUUCUUUAUCAUCGAAUGCUUCAAUGAUUCGUUACGCUUUAGCAUAUAAAGACUUUAAUCCUAAUGAAAAAUAUCCUGAGGAAGAGAUAGAAUCAAGUUUUGAAUUAACGAAAAAGUAUUGGAAAUAUAAAAUUGAAUCAUAUAAGAAACAAGAUGAAAAAGCAGAAAGGGAUACUAAAAAUAAUGUUUCAAUGGAUGAUUUUCAAUACUAUCACGAUUUAAUCCUUUCAUCUAAAUGCAAAAUGUGUGGUAAAGCGUUUACAUAUGCAAAUAAACCAACAUUGGAUAGAAUCGAUAAUGAAAAACCACAUACCAAAGAAAAUUGUCAGUUAAUGUGUUGUUAUUGCAAUGUCGUAAAAUCAAAUAAAGAUGAAGAUGUUCAACGUUUAAGAAUCAAUUUAAGAAAUUAUGCAUUAAAAAAUAAUUUACCAAUGACUUUAGAUUCAGUUGAAGCUUAUCACAUUCUCCGUAAUGGAAUUACUGGUGGUUUAUCAAAUGUUCAACAUCGUGUUAAUCUUAAAGGAAUCACGCACAUUAAUAAACUUUCAUAUAAUCCAGAAACUAAAACUGUAUCAAAUGAGGACACCACCAACAUUAUGACUCAUUUCGUUGGAGUUGACUUUAAUUCAUUAUAUCCUUCAUCAUUUUCAUCUAAUCCUCAUGAUUUCAUUCAAUAUACUGACCAUAAAAUGUAUAUGCCAGGAAGAUUGAAUGGUGUUAUCAUUUGUGAUACAGCAACAAAGAAAGCAAAAGCACUGGGAAUAAUUAAGAAGAAAAAUACUUUAUUCGUGGCUGAAGUAAAGG
This is a messenger RNA of Trichomonas vaginalis G3, 871 nucleotides long. Its product is annotated as DNA/RNA polymerase superfamily. The record is from RefSeq and is a predicted model, not a curated record. NCBI's taxonomy places the organism in Eukaryota, Parabasalia, Trichomonadida, Trichomonadidae. The transcript has a single exon. The annotation marks the transcript as partial.